Messenger RNA from Hyaloscypha bicolor E, 1821 nucleotides. RefSeq names its product MFS general substrate transporter. The record is from RefSeq and is a predicted model, not a curated record. NCBI's taxonomy places the organism in Eukaryota, Fungi, Ascomycota, Leotiomycetes, Helotiales, Hyaloscyphaceae. The transcript has 4 exons. Gene Ontology annotation, biological process: transmembrane transport. Gene Ontology annotation, molecular function: transmembrane transporter activity. The coding region runs from base 1 to 1821 and encodes 606 amino acids.
AUGGUGGCCUUCGAAGAGCCUGGAGCAUCAUCUGCUCCUAAUGGUGAGCACGAAGUCACCAACGAAAAACAUGAUGAUUCUGAAGCUUCAUCCACCACGAAGGCCGAAGAUGCCGGAUUAAAGCGCGAUGAGAAUGUUGCCCUUUGCACCUCUCACCAUCCAAGAUUUGGUGAUAAUCAAGUAUUUACUGCCAAUAGCGAUGACUCAGAGGACUUGCCGAAUAUCGAGAAGGCUGGAACUUACGACAAGAUCGAAUUGACUGAGGAUAUGUGUUACGAUGAACUCGGAUAUUCAUAUCCCAACUGGAAGAAGUGGAUGAUUCUCACAGUCAUCUUUUUUGUUCAAGUCUCCAUGAACUUCAACACCAGUCUUUACUCUAAUGCAAUUCCCGGGAUAUCGGAAGAGUUCGGCGUCAGCGAACAAGCAGCUCGAUGUGGUGCUAUGAUAUUCUUGGUGCUUUAUGCAUUUGGUUGUGAGCUGUGGGCACCUUGGAGUGAAGAGUUGGGACGAAAACCCGUUCUUCAACUAAGUUUGUUACUGGUCAACAUCUGGCAACUUCCUGUUGCACUCGCCCCGAACUUCGCGUCUAUUAUGGUUGGGCGAGCCCUGGGUGGUCUGUCUUCCGCUGGUGGUUCUGUCACCUUGGGAAUGAUUGCGGAUAUGUGGGAAUCGGAUACCCAGCAAUACGCGGUUGCUUUCGUCGUGUUCUCCUCUGUUGGUGGUUCUAUCCUUGGACCAAUUGUUGGUGGCUUCAGCGAAGCUUUCCUAAGCUGGAGAUGGUCCAUCUGGAUCCAGCUCAUCUUUGGAGGCUUUGUCCAGAUUAUGCACCUUGUUCUCGUUCCCGAGACCCGAACUACGAUUAUGCUGGACAAGAUUGCUAAGAAGCGACGCAAGAGCGGCAAAGACAAGAACAUCUGGGGACCGGACGAACUUGUUCCUUUCAGUGAUCGAUUCUCGGCCAAGGAAAUUUUGGUAACCUGGAUCCGACCUUUCAAGAUGUUCCUUACCGAGCCGAUUGUUCUUACGUUAUCGCUUCUCAGUGGUUUCAGCGACGCUCUGAUCUUCAUGUUCAUCCAGUCUUUCAGCUUGGUCUACAAGCAAUGGGGCUUCAGUACCGUUUCACAGGGCUUGGCUUUCAUCCCUAUCGGCAUUGGAUAUUUUAUCGCCUGGUUCAGCUUCAUCCCAGUUAUUCGAAGAAAUAUUGCAGAGCGCAAAGCAAAGCCUGACGAUGAAAAAGUACAAUACGAAUCUCGUCUCUGGUGGCUUCUGUACACAGCUCCAUGUUUGCCUAUCGGACUCAUCGGCUUUGCCUGGACCAGCACCGGGCCUCCACUUCCAUGGAUCGCCUCGAUGAUAUUCGCCGCUGUUGUUGGUAUUGCGAACUACUCUAUCUACAUGGCAACUAUCGAUUACAUGAUUUGCGCUUAUGGACCCUAUUCGGCGUCUGCAACUGGUGGAAACGGGUGGUCUAGAGACUUUUUGGCUGGUGUACUCACCAUUCCAGCAACUCCUUUCUUCACAAACAUUGGAGGGCAGCCUCUUGCAUACCCUUCCACCAUUCUGGCCUGCAUCUCCUUCGUCCUCGUCAUCGCAGUUUACGUUAUCUACUGGAAAGGACCAGUGCUCCGGAAACGCUCGCCAUUUGCUCAACAGCUCUCAGAUGCUAGAACAGAGUCAGAAGUUCCUGGACGUCGUCUCUCCAGGAUCCCAAGCAGACAAAGCGCUAUUCGAGCGCAUUCGUUCUCACGAUCGCAACAGGAGCUGAGAGUUAGGCAAACUAUGGGAAGCCGGAAGACGAACGCCAAUGGCGAGUCGGAAUAA